This is a messenger RNA of Closterium sp. NIES-65, 1749 nucleotides long. Lineage: Eukaryota; Viridiplantae; Streptophyta; Zygnematophyceae; Desmidiales; Closteriaceae. The record is from the annotation of a GenBank genome assembly.
AUGUUUCGCAAUCAGUACGACACGGAUGUCACCACGUGGAGCCCCGUCGGCCGCCUGCACCAGGUGAUCCGUCCCUCUCUCCGCCUCUCGCCCCGCCGAUCCGCCUCUCUGCUGCUAUCACGUUUCACCGCUCUGCGAGACUGCCAGCCUGUUAGACUGCUAAGCCUCCAGGGCAGGAACUCCUCUCGCGAAUCGCCUCGGCUGCCCGUUCCCGUCCCGUCGAGCCCCCGCAGCGACCACCCCGCGUGCUGCCCUCCCGCUGUUGUUUCCCCACCGCGCGUGCUGCCCUCCCGCUGUUGUUUCCCCACCGCGCGUGCUGCCCUCCCGCUGUUGUUUCCCCACUGCGCGUGCUGCCCUCCCGCUGUUGUUUCCCCACCGCGCGUGCUGCCCUCCCGCUGUUGUUUCCCCACUGCGCGUGCUGCCCUCCCGCUGUUGUUUCCCCACCGCGCGUGCUGCCCUCCCUCUGUUGUUUCCCCACCGCGCGUGCUGCCCUCCCGCUGUUGUUUCUCCACUGCGCGUGCUGCCCUCCCUCUGUUCUUUCCCCACCGCGCGUGCUGCCCUCCCGCUGUUGUUUCCCCACCACGCGUGCUGCCCUCCCGCUGUUGUUUCCCCACCAUGCGUGCUGCCCUCCCGCUGUUGUUUCCCUGCCGCACCUCGCCUACCCUACCCCAUCGCUUCCUCCCUUUUGCGUCCUUCGCGGUUACCCCCGCGCGCGCGAUUGUCUCCUCCUUUCCCCUUGUCAACCUUCUCGCUUCUUCCUCCCUCUUCCCUCGCCCAACCCCCACCUCAUCCCAUUCCAACCCGUCCCCUAGCGUCUCACCCCUUUCGCACUCAGGCGGAUACGCCACAGAGGCCAUUCUCUCACUGCUCCCUCACACGCCCCUCUCCCCCCAACACCCUGCCCUCCCGCCUGUCCCCCCCCACGGCCUCGCUCCUGCGCAUGUGAGAGGGGAUACGCCAUGCACGCCAUGCACUGGUCUCCAAGCCGCCCUUCCUCCCUCUGCCCCAAGCGUCCCCCCAACCCCAAUCCAGCUGCCAUGCGAAGGUGGAUUAAGGCCAGGUCGUGUGCGCAGGGCAGUGUGCGCAGGGCAGUGUGCGCAGGGCAGUGUGCGCAGGGCAGUGUGCGCAGGGCAGAGUGCGCAGGGCCAACCACGCAGUGCUCGCCACUCUCUCCCACUCCACUCCUUCCCUUGCCGUGCCUCCCUGCUCGCCCGUGCCAUGCUCUUCUCUCCCCCACGCUCCCCGCACAUGGCACCAGAUGGAACAUGCGAUGGAGGCAGGGAAGCAGGGCAGUGCGGCACAGGCAAGACACGUGUGCCUCGCGGCCAUCCUUCCUCGUGCCCUCUCCCCCCCUCUGUCUGCCCCUCUCCUCCCCACCAGGUGGAGUAUGCAAUGGGGGCAGUGAAUCAGGGCAGUGGGGCAGUGGGCCUGCGCAGCGAUGCAUGCCAGCAUCACUCCCUAACCUCCCUUCUCCGUUCCUUGGCGCCCAACACUCCCCUGCCCUCUCCCUCAUCCCACCAGGUGGAGUAUGCAAUGGAGGCAGUGAAGCAGGGCAGUGCGGCGGUGGGUCUGCGCAGCACCACGCACGCGGUGCUGGCCACGCUCAAGAGAGCAGCGUCCCCCCUGGCGUCGUACCAGCGCAAGAUAUUCCGCGUGGACGACCACAUGGGCAUCGCCAUCGCGGGGCUCAAUGCUGAUGGGCGUGUCCUUUGCCGCUUCAUGCGCUCCGAGUGUCUGUCUCACAAGUGA